CACAGCGCAUUCGUCAACUACGCUGGGGGUCAUCUUCAACUGCUACCUAGAGAUGGCCAACAGGCACUGACACGAGACGAAACCUCACCCCAGCCAGCAGGUCGGCACUCUGACGGCAGCAACAGCUCGCACUGCAGGGGCAGUCACUACACAGUGGGCUACGUCUGUCUUCUCUCUCUUGCGUCAAACUCUCGUUCUUUCUCCGCAACGCUGCAUUGCAUCACCACAUCUUCUGGUCUUCUGGACGCCUCACACUCUACGCCAUCAGCCGCCAUGUCGGACCUCCGCAACUUUGACCAGGCCUUUUCCCUCGCGGGAAAGACGGCUCUCGUCACCGGCGGCUCUCGCGGCCUCGGCCUCCACAUCGCAACCGGCUUCCUCCUCGCCGGCGCCUCGCUCGUCAUCGUCACUGCCCGCAAGCUCGAGGGCGAGCAGGGCAUCAACCAGGCCGUCGACAAGCUCAACGCCCUCCCCAACAUCAAGGGCAAGGCUGUCGGCAUCGCCGCCAAUGUCGCAGACUCCAAGGACAUUGUGCGCCUGACCGGCGAGGUCAAGAAGAUUGUCGGCUCCAAGGGGCUCAACAUCCUCGUCUGCAAUGCGGGCGCUGCCUGGGGCUCGCGCUUCGAAGACGCGCCUCCAAGCUCCUCCAUCAAGAUCCUCGACCUCAACGUCCGUGGCAUCUUUGAGCUCACCCAGAAGUUCCUUCCCCAGCUCGCCGGCACCGCUACGCGGCAGGACCCGUCGCGUGUACUCAUCAUUAGCUCGACGGCGGGCACCAAUGUCCCGCACAUUGGCGAGCACGGCACAAUCAUGUACUCUGCCUCAAAAGCCGCGGCAGAUCACCUGGGACGAAAUUUGGCAGUCGAGCUCGGCGGCAAGAACAUCACCACAAAUAUUAUCGCUCCUGGAUUCUUCCCUAGCAAGCUGGCACAGGGGCUGAUCAGCAAUCUCGGCGGAGAGGAGUCUCUCAGUGCAGACAACCCUCUGGGUCGCUUGGGCGAGCCCGAUGAUAUUGCUGGCGUCGCAGUCUUUUUAUGCUCACCCGCGGGCAAAUAUGUGAAUGGAGUCAAUGUUGCAGUGGAUGGUGCAGCUCGUUUGGCGGCAGGCAGGUUGUCGAGACUGUGAGAGGGCAGAGCCAAGAGUGCAGGGCUUUUAUUUACGGCGGGAAACAAAUCAUGAACUGUCUCGACUCGAGACUUUGUGUGUCUUGCAUUCAUGUGUAGUGACAGUUAGCACGCAUCUGAUCAUAUUUUGCCAAUGUCGAAAGUAGCCGGCCUCAAUCUCCGUAGGCUGUCACAGCUGCGG
Messenger RNA from Microdochium trichocladiopsis, 1305 nucleotides. Its product is annotated as rhamnolipids biosynthesis 3-oxoacyl-reductase. NCBI's taxonomy places the organism in Eukaryota, Fungi, Ascomycota, Sordariomycetes, Xylariales, Microdochiaceae. Bases 274 to 1125 code for a protein of 283 amino acids. The transcript is spliced from 3 exons. The record is from RefSeq and is a predicted model, not a curated record.